This is a messenger RNA of Cynoglossus semilaevis (tongue sole), 995 nucleotides long. It is a transcript of the gene aurkaip1, whose product is annotated as aurora kinase A interacting protein 1. Lineage: Eukaryota; Metazoa; Chordata; Actinopteri; Pleuronectiformes; Cynoglossidae. The transcript has 4 exons. The record is from RefSeq and is a predicted model, not a curated record. The coding region runs from base 187 to 810 and encodes 207 amino acids. Gene Ontology annotation, cellular component: mitochondrion.
UGCCCCUCUACCUGCGGAACUGUUCUCUUCCGUAAGAAACAGGAAACGUACGGAGUCUGCGCUGCACACACCGGAUAUGCCCUGUUGAAGUCACAUUGAAGAAGAAAUUCCCGGUCACUGCAUAAACCGGAUGAAUGCUCACAUGAUACAUUCCUAAUGACAUCGUAAUUUAGAUGAAUUUUUACGAUGUGGGCUUCAAGAGUUGUUCCUUACCUCGGUCGCAGGGCCAGUUGUGUACUUCAGACAUAUGGAAAAACCUUGACAGGACGUGUCCCUCAAACCUUUCCCGCCACAUGCUUCUCAGUUCAACAAGGACUUAAAAACUAUUCAACAGCAGCAGACAACACGCCUCCUCCUCGAUGGAUACAGUUGGAACCAGAGUUAGAGGAGGUGCUGGUGCCGCGUAAACUGUCAGUCAGCCCUUUGGAGAGCUGGCUGUCCAUGCGAUACUCCCUCCCUCCCCUGUUGGAAGCUCCGCAGCCGCUGGAGGAGGUUGAGCUGCUGGAAGAGAAGGUGCUGCCACCUAUAGCCGUCCCCAUCUUGGAGGAUGAAAUUGGUUCUGCCACACCUCUUCAGUGUAAGAACGUCCUGGAGAUUAGACGACGGAAGAUCAACCGGCACAAAUAUAGGAAGUUUCAAAAACGUAUUCGAUUCUUGAAGAAGAAAGUGCUGGAGGGCAGAGCAAGGAAGAAGCAGAAAAAGUUUGAACAGGAAGUGAAUAGGAUUUGGAGACGCGCCGGACUCAGGAAAGAACCUGAAGGAUGGAACAUCCCAAAAAUCUACAUUAAACACGGAAACAGAAAACAGUGACAGUCUCUUCAGAUUCUACUGAACGUCUCAGUAAAACAACUGUGUCUGAAACCGGCUGCUCUCUGCUCCCUGUACGUUUCUCUGUUUCUGACUGUUUCUUUGUGGAAAUGGUAGGUCUUUAUAAUGUAUAAUUAUCAACAAACGUCUGUAUAAAUCUAAUAAAGAGAUUUGUUGUCAGGCACAAA